This is a messenger RNA of Galeopterus variegatus (Sunda flying lemur), 2058 nucleotides long. RefSeq names its product ankyrin repeat and SOCS box protein 13-like. The record is from RefSeq and is a predicted model, not a curated record. NCBI's taxonomy places the organism in Eukaryota, Metazoa, Chordata, Mammalia, Dermoptera, Cynocephalidae. Gene Ontology annotation, molecular function: protein binding. The annotation marks the transcript as partial. Gene Ontology annotation, biological process: positive regulation of protein catabolic process; protein ubiquitination; intracellular signal transduction. The transcript has 3 exons.
GGGACCCCUCUGCACGUCGCCUGUGCCCGGGAGCAUCUGGACUGUGUCAAAGUGCUGCUCAAUGCAGGGGCCAAUGUGAACGCAGCCAAACUUCACGAGACGGCCCUUCACCACGCGGCCAAGGUGAAGAACGUGGACCUCAUCGAGAUGCUCAUUGAGUUUGGAGGCAACAUCUAUGCCCGGGACAACCGGGGCAAGAAGCCGUCUGACUACACGUGGAGCAGCAGCGCCCCUGCCAAGUGCUUCGAGUACUACGAGAAGACACCUCUGACCCUGUCACAGCUCUGCAGGGUGAGCCUGAGGAAGGCCACCGGCAUCCGCGGGCUGGAGAAGAUCGCCAAAUUAAACAUCCCUCCCCGGCUCAUUGAUUUCCUUUCCUACAACUGAACAGUGGGAGCAGGGGCCAGGCAGGCUGGGACUCACCUGGCUGCUUCCCUGGCUGUGCCCAGUGCUGGGCUGGAGAGAUUCUGCCUGUUUGUUUGAAAUGGCAUAAAUGCUAUAGAUAGAAUGGCGCUCCUUUGAGUGCUUUCUGGCUGUCCCGUUCCAUCUUCUCUCCUGAAUCCUGGGAAAUUCCCACGCAUUGGGAAGGCCUGUGUCUCAGAUCACAGUUGUGGCUGUGUCCCUGUGCUGUCUCACCAGUCUCCCUCUUUUCUCCCACCUGCCUCAAAGGCUCUCUCAGGAUAGGUGGCUUAAGGAGAACCGAGGAGGCAGGCGGGGCUGGGGCCCCAGGCACUGCUGUCGGUUUCCAUGCUACAGACAUACCUGGUCCCAGCUGCUGGCCAUCUCUGAGUCAGCACCAGGCAGCCCUCCAUGUUCAAAGGUGGGAUUCCGACCCCGUGGCCUGGGACAGCCACUCUGCUACCACAUGGAUGCUUUUUCUGGAGAAGUGGUUGGCAUUCUCCAUGCCCACCUGUGCCCAGGUGUAUCCGUCACUCAGGGGCUUUAUAUGGAUCUUAGUGGGGGAAGGCUCUGGCUUUGUACCCCCACAACUAGCACAGUGUUUCUUAGGAAGUUUGUCUUCAAUGUUAGGUCUCAACUCUUUAAAAAAGUUUACGUGGGAUAAAAAACUUUUUGCAGUUUUUGAGGCUGCUGUAACACUAAUGUUUUGUAAAUGAGCCAUUCAAACAGAAGGGGACAUGACGGCGUGUUAGUGUAUUUCUCACGGAAGUCAUUUCCAGUAUAAACGGCUGUUGGGAGACUCUUUAGGGAUUGUUUUUCAUCUGUUUCCACAGUUGCCAAAUGAAUUUUUCACCCACCUGAAGUUUCGCUAACUCCUUGAAGCUAUAAAAUGAGGAGAAGCAGUUGCCAGCACCCAGUGGGUGCUAUCACUCGCUAAUCCUUCCAUUUUUGUGGAUAAUAACAGUAAAUGAUUCUACAUGAUAAGCCACAAGGUGAAAUAUUUAGUAGUCUAUUCAGACUGCAUUUGCCCACCUAAGAUUCUGUAUCUCAACAACAACGAAAACCACACACAACAGGGAGAUGAACUAGAGGAAUUUUGUGUAGUUAAUUCAGGUGUAUCUGGUUUCUGGGGAAAUGGAGACAGCACCACUUAUGAAUGUUCAUGUGGUCAGUGUGCCCAGAAAUGGGAACGGGGUGGUCACCAGAUACUCCUGGGUCUGCCUCAGCCUCCCACCCCCAAAUAGCAUGAGACGGAGCCGGCCCAGGUGAUGCCAAUUGUGUCACAUGACCAGAGGCAUCUCUCCACAUGGUUACUUGGGUGGGGCCACAGAUCUGGUGAAAGACUUCGUGUUGGUGCGCUGGAUAUUUCCUUUCUCCAGUGUGUUAGCCGUCGUCGUGGCAGGACUUCCUCUUAAACCAAGAAGAGCCAUUCUCGUUCUGUUAUAGUCUUAGAUACAAGUUCUGGAUAAAUCAUUGUUUCUGCAUGGAAUAAUAAUUUUUUUAAAAAAAGCGUUGGGUUCUGCCCCUUUCAUCUUCAUAAAGAAACUUGCCUCUAGCCAUGAAAUCUGCAACCAUCUCUACCCCAUAUAGCACUUAGUACAGACCAGAUCCCCACACUCAAUGAAAUAUUGCUCAAUAAAAGUGGGUGAAUGAGGUUUA